GGGUUGAGAGUUUUACGAAAUUACAAAAUUUUAUUGCUGUGCAAAUUCUGAUCGCACCCUUUUACGGAGUAGCGGAUGUUCUGUUCAUAGUAACAAAAGCAAUUAUUAGUUGUUAAAAGUGUAGUUGCGUUCCCAAAGCGUAUGCCACCAUGCUGAGCUACCUCCGUUUGGCUUCCCCUCUGGUGCGGGGAACCGCAAAUUCUUCAGGUUUCGUGUGGAAAAAUCUAACCCCAUGUCGUUCUCUCAUGACCGGCAGUUCGGUUGGACGAGGUUCCAGUAUUCUUCGGAAUGUUAAAAAGGUAAACAUCACAACACCCAGUCGCAUUGUCCAGACAUCGCUUGCGCGAUACUGCACAAAACCGGAGGUGACCGAAAAGGGAAGAAAAGCCGUCGGCUACUGGCUGCUCGGAUGCAGUGGGAUGGUCUUUGUGGCUGUGGUUUUAGGUGGAGUGACGCGUCUAACAGAGUCCGGGCUAUCGAUGGUUACAUGGAAGUUGUUGGGAGAAAAGAUGCCACGAACACAGCAGGAGUGGGCGGAGGAAUUCGAAAGGUAUCAGCAGUUUCCGGAAUUCAAGCUUAAAAACAAGGACAUAACCCUAAGUGAAUUCAAAAUGAUCUGGUUCAUGGAAUACGGUCACCGCAUGUGGGGACGCCUAAUAGGAGCGUUCUAUGCCAUUCCAGCUGCAUACUUUUGGUCUAGGGGAUAUCUGGAUCGUGGUAUGAAAAUUCGUACCCUUGCAUUUGGUGCUCUCAUAGCUGCUCAAGGUUUGAUGGGAUGGUACAUGGUCAAGUCCGGCCUGGAAGAUCGUUUCCACGAGGAAAGCGAUGUACCACGUGUUUCCCAGUACCGCCUGGCUUCCCAUCUUGGAUUUGCAUUUGUUCUCUACUCUCUAUUCCUGUGGUCGGCCUUGGACAAAUUGCUACCAGCUCAGAAGCUGCUGGGUCAAAUUUCGGCCGCUACGCUUAAGUUCAAAGGUCUGGCACACGCCACCAAAGCAGCAGUAUUCGUAACAGCCAUGUCCGGAGCUCUUGUGGCCGGCCUGGAUGCUGGUCUGGUAUACAACUCAUUCCCAAAAAUGGCAGACCGGUGGAUUCCCAGCGAUAUUCUUGCCAUGUCACCGACGUUGCGUAACUUUACCGAAAAUCCCACAACGGUUCAGUUUGACCAUCGAGUGCUGGGAACAGCCACUCUGACGCUGAUUACCGGAAUGUUUAUGCUUUCGAGACGUCGAGUUCUGCCACCGAGGGCGUAUAAGGCUGCCACAGCGGUAGCCGCGAUGGGUUGGCUCCAGGUAAUGCUCGGUAUUACUACGCUACUUACGUACGUUCCUGUUCCGUUGGCCGCAAGCCACCAAUCGGGAUCGCUUCUGCUGUUGUCGUUCGCCAUCUGGUUGACGCAUGAAAUGAAACUAGUCAAGCGACUGCCCAAGUAGGAUGUAAGGAGAUCUAUGUGAAUUAUGUGGAUUUAUCCACCGCAA
This is a messenger RNA of Ochlerotatus camptorhynchus, 1478 nucleotides long. Its product is annotated as heme A synthase COX15. Gene Ontology annotation, cellular component: mitochondrial inner membrane. The coding region runs from base 150 to 1433 and encodes 427 amino acids. The record is from RefSeq and is a predicted model, not a curated record. The transcript is spliced from 4 exons. NCBI's taxonomy places the organism in Eukaryota, Metazoa, Arthropoda, Insecta, Diptera, Culicidae. Gene Ontology annotation, molecular function: oxidoreductase activity, acting on NAD(P)H, heme protein as acceptor. Gene Ontology annotation, biological process: heme A biosynthetic process.